Molecule: messenger RNA, 1650 nt
Organism: Glarea lozoyensis ATCC 20868
Lineage: Eukaryota; Fungi; Ascomycota; Leotiomycetes; Helotiales; Helotiaceae
Exons: 1
Coding region: 1-1650 (549 amino acids)
Cellular component (GO): mitochondrion
Source: RefSeq, a predicted model, not a curated record
AUGGCCGCUUCGACGGCUGCUGUGAAGGCGCGACCAGUUCUUUCCACUGUCUCGACAACCUUGAUGCCUUUUCUUUACCAGACACGAAGUCUGAUUAGCCUUCCAUCAAUCGCCGUUUCCUUGAAAAGUCAAGCAGCAUAUGUUGCUCCAGUCGCAAAGGUCUUCAGCACUUCGGCGAAGCAGUCAGCACCUCUACCAAUUCGAUCCACCUAUCAAGCGCGAGACGGUCGAUCGCAAUUCCCAUCUACUGCGGUUCGCGCAUACAAAAGCAGAAGAUCGCCAAAUGGAAGUGCGCGAAGUGAAGAUGAAAUUCCAUUUGAGACGGAUGAGAGUACCGGUCGUGGAUCAAGGCAAAAACGAUGGUCUAUGCGACCUACGUCCAGUUCGAAGCUUGAUGACUUUGGUGAGCCAGAGGACGAGCCAUUUCCGGAUUCCAGUUUCAUAGAUGAUGCAGAGGGGAUGGUUACGGAUGAUCAAAUGGUGGGCGCAGGCUCAAUGAACUUGCGAGGACCGCGGGAAUCGACUAUAACCGAUAGCGAGCACAGAGCUUUUCAGAAUAUUUUUAACGAAAUGUGCUGGAACCAGAAAGCCUCGACGAGUCCCGAUCCCAACGUGUUAUCACUAAGAGGUCAUGCCAAAGUCAACCUGGGCGACAUGUUGAAUGACGCUCUUGCAGUCAGUGAUCGGAAUAAGGAAGAAAAGGAAAGCAUGGUCAGUCGUUGGCCUGAAGCUUUGAGACCUGCAGUCGCUAAAGCUAUAGGCUUGACUGACGAUGGCGAGUCUGACGAAGGGGAGUCCAUCGAGUCUGAACCGCCGCAGCCUGAACUUCAGAUUGAUGAGCUCGAGUCUCUGCGAGACCCGGAGCGUCAACGAGUAGAGAAACUCAUGAGAGAAGCUGUGACGGACGUCGAGCUAUGGGAGGUCAUGAACAAGGAAGUUUUUUCCAUGAUUCCGAGACUUGGUUUAGCAGAAAAGUCCUCGACGCACGAUUCCAAACCAAAGGGCAAGCGGGUGUCAAAAAAGGAGAAGCAGCAGAUGCAGAAUUCCAAGGUACCAUCCACCACAGGCGAGAAACUAGGGUCUGAUAAUCAAGAGAAAAGGCAAGAGUCAUCUGUGUCAUCUAUGUUGCCAACAACAGAUGCUGACGAGGUAGCAAAGGGGCUAGUAAGCUCCAACCUGGAUAACGUCCUAGACUCUACCACCGGCUAUGAAAUACCAGCUUUGACGUUUUAUGGACCUUUAUACCCAUCAUACCUUCUCCUUGGAAUCAGACUCUUGGAUCGCGACUUUGUCAAGCCAUCUCCACUCGCGCUUUCGGUCCUACCCAAAAUCAAGUCUCUCGGCGCCAUCUCCCAUGUCCUCGGAGCAAGUCCAUCUCUGUACAACGAAAUCCUCCGAAUCUACCUACUUCGCCACGAGGAUUUUCGAGCAAUGACGGCUACGCUAUACGAUAUGAAUGAUUCCGCCGUCCCAGUAAAUGAAGAGACGCUCGCUAUUGUUGAGGAGGUUUUGAGACUCGCUCGGCAGGUUCAAGAAGGUGAAAGGGGGCCUGUCAUUCAGAGGAUCUGGUCUCAGAUGCCAAGAUUUACGACAAAGUACUUAAAUGCUUGGAGGAAGAAACAUGCGAGUGCAAUCGCCGCCGGGGAGUAA